This is a messenger RNA of Diplodia corticola, 1896 nucleotides long. RefSeq names its product sugar transporter. Bases 1 to 1896 code for a protein of 631 amino acids. Gene Ontology annotation, molecular function: myo-inositol:proton symporter activity. Gene Ontology annotation, biological process: transmembrane transport. The record is from RefSeq and is a predicted model, not a curated record. Gene Ontology annotation, cellular component: membrane. The transcript has 3 exons. Lineage: Eukaryota; Fungi; Ascomycota; Dothideomycetes; Botryosphaeriales; Botryosphaeriaceae.
AUGUUGGACAUCGACAGCAAGAUGAAUGGCGAGAAGUCGGCCACCGAGCACAUCGACGCCACCGAGAAGGCUUCCGACGAUGUCAACCUUAACAGCAAUAUCGAGGCCAAGAUCAAGAACCCGCUUGCCGGUAUCCCCAAAGAGACGCUUCUCUACCAGGUCGAAGAAUUUGCCAAAGAACAUGACAUGACCGACAGGCUCGCCCUGCUGCAGCGCGGCGCGCUCGUAGCUCAGGACCCGGCCGAAUUCGAAUCCGUGGAGGGCAUGUCCUCGGACGAGCUCGAAGCUCUUCGCAACGAGGUGACGCACAAGUGGCGCCAGCCGAAGGCUCUGUACUUCACUGUCAUCCUCUGUUCUGUUGGGGCGGCUGUCCAAGGCUGGGAUCAGACGGGCUCCAACGGCGCCAACCUCUCGUUCCCGGUAGCCUUUGGCAUUUCUGAUGCCGAGUACCUGGACGAUGCUGAGACGAUUCCAAACCCCGACUACGCCACCAACCUCUGGUUGGUCGGUAUCAUUAACGCCGCACCAUACCUAGCGUCGGCGUUCUUGGGCUGUUGGUUGAGUGACCCGCUCAACAACUACUUCGGUCGUCGUGGUACCAUCUUCUUCUCGGCGAUUUUCUGUUUCCUUUCUGUCAUCGGCUCCGGCUGCUCUCAAACCUGGCCUCAGCUGUUCGUCACUCGUCUGCUCCUGGGUAUUGGCAUGGGGUCCAAGGCCUCGACCGUUCCAAUCUAUGCCGCGGAGAAUGUGCCCGCCGCCAUCCGUGGCGGUCUCGUCAUGUCUUGGCAGAUGUGGACUGCGUUCGGUAUCUUCCUCGGCUUCUGCGCAAAUCUGGCGGUCUACAAUACCGGCGCCAUUGCCUGGCGUCUGCAGUUGGGCAGCGCCUUCAUCCCUGCGGUGCCACUCGUUGUCGGCAUUUACUUCUGCCCCGAGUCUCCUCGUUGGCUGAUGAAGAAGGGCCGCUAUGCUAAAGCGUAUCAGAGCCUGUGCCGCCUGCGUAAUACUCCUCUCCAGGCCGCCCGCGACCUCUACUACGUGCAUGCCCAGCUGUCGGUCGAGUCCGAUAUCAUCGGCAAGUCCAACUACGUCACCCGCUUCAUUGAGCUCUUCACCAUCCCACGCGUCCGCCGCGCUACGCUCGCCUCGUUUGUCGUCAUGCUUGCCCAGCAGAUGUGCGGUAUCAACAUUAUUGCUUUCUACAGUUCCACGGUCUUUAAAGCUGCUGGGGCCAGCCGCUUGGAGGCUCUUCUCGCCUCCUGGGGCUUCGGCCUAACCAACUUUGUUUUUGCCUUCCCGGCCCUAUGGACGAUUGAUACUUUCGGCAGACGUAACCUGCUGCUGUUCACAUUCCCGCAGAUGGCGUGGACGCUGCUCGCGGCUGGCCUGUGCUUCCUGAUUCCGGCCAGCAGCCCAGCGCACCUAGGCCUAGUAGCAAUGUUCGUUUUUCUCUUUGCCGCGUUCUACUCGCCUGGAGAAGGCCCGGUGCCAUUCACGUACUCGGCGGAGGUCUUCCCCUUGUCCCACCGUGAGGUUGGCAUGUCCUGGGCCGUCGCAACCUGCCUCUUCUGGGCCGCCAUCCUGUCAAUCACCUUCCCGCGCAUGCUCGCCGUCAUGUCCGUCACCGGUGCCUUCGGCUUCUACGCCGGCCUCAACCUCACAGCGCUUGUCAUGAUAUUCCUGUGGGUACCUGAGACCAAGCAACGCACGCUGGAAGAGCUCGAUUACGUCUUCGGCGUUCCAACCCGCAAGCACAUGAGCUACCAGAUUACCAAGACUCUGCCAUACUUCAUCAAGCGCUGGGUCCUGCUCAACAAGAACGCCACGCUUGAGCCCUUGUACCAAUUCGACGCGCACUUGGCUAGCGAUCAGGCAAGGAGCAAGAGCGUGAGCAACUAG